Molecule: messenger RNA, 4403 nt
Organism: Xiphophorus maculatus (southern platyfish)
Lineage: Eukaryota; Metazoa; Chordata; Actinopteri; Cyprinodontiformes; Poeciliidae
Exons: 3
Coding region: 320-1789 (489 amino acids)
Molecular function (GO): RNA binding
Source: RefSeq, a predicted model, not a curated record
CCGUGUCUCUGCUUGGCAGCUUUAUUUGGUUUUGCUGAGAAAAAGAACUAAAUGAGCCGAACUACUGUUUAAACCCGUCCGUUCGGAUUUGGGUAAACAGAGACACCUAGAGGACAAGUGGCGCUACUGCACCAGCAUACAGUCAAUCCGGCAAACGGAGCCACCUAGUGGACAGAGGAUGUUCCUACAGCAUCCCACUGUUUUCACUCGAGAGUGAAAAUGAAACUGAACGGCUUCUUUAGUUGUGAGUGGUUAUAGCAACGCAAAGCGUGGCUGGAGAAAAGGCGGUAAGAGCGGGCUGCGAUGUUUUCUGGGCUCCAUGGCUACAGUCAUGGCGGACAGCGGCAGGACGGUGGUCGUAUCCGGUGUGCCCGCGGUGCUGGAGUUCAGCAGAAUGGUCGACAAGUUGACCAUCCACUUUCAGAGCCGCAGGAUAAGUCACGGAGGGGACGUGGAAGUCGUGAAAUACCCCACUAACAUGGUCGGAGUAGCCUUCGUGACUUUCGACCAAGCUGAAGAUGCAAAGCGGGUGGUGAGAAAGGAGCAGCACAUCAUGAUGGAUGAGGAGUUUACUCAAGGCUACGCUCUCACUGUGUUUCCCUUCAGCACUGAUGUGUUUCUGUACGUGGCCGGCGCUACGGUGGACCUCUCAGUUUUCGGCAGAGAUCAGGCCUCUCUGAUCAAAAGUCUGCAAUCAACUCACAGAUCAAUCCGCUUCCAAGCAUCGCUCCAGCAGAGGAAGGCCUCCAUAGAGGGUCCCGCCUCUGCCGUCUGUGCCCUGAAAGAGGACCUCAUCCGCAGGGCCAGCCAUCUCAGACCCUCAUCCCAAACCGCAGUUGGCAAACCCAGAGCUAGCUCUCCUCAUCCUAGACUAGUAUCCGAGAAUAACCCAACAAGCUGCAGAAGCACAGAAGCUAGUAGGGAAGCAGCAAACUCCAGCAGCUUAUCAAAGUCACCUCACAGCACCGGAGAAGCAAGAGAAGUCCAAAGCCUGAUCUCCAAAGCAGAAACUCCAAAAGCUUCCUUGAGGCAGAAAGUCUUUAAUGAGAGUUUGGCUGGAGGGAGCUUCAGACAAGCGGUUGGGGAGGAAAUAAGUACACGACUCGUCUCCUCAUCAGGGCUCGCAUGGUUCCCUAUGGAGGAGACAUUCACUAAACAACAAAGAGAUUAUAGGAGUCCACAACAACCCGGCAAGUCGGACAAAAUCCCUGCCAUCCAGAGCGGAGCUAAUUAUUGGAAGGAUCCCAGCAGCCCGAUGUGGAACAGUAAGUUCCCUCAGAAUGACCUGAGAAAAGGUUCAACUCCCUCAACAAGCAACGCAGGGGCUUCUGAAGCCAUUUUGGUUGACUUACACACAUUCAGGUACAUAGAAAAAAUUUGCAAGACAGAGUUAGACAGGUGCUUGAAGGACGUUGACAUGACUACCAAGGAAGUAGAAGGAACUGGAGUUAUGCAAAUAUCGCUGAGUGAGAAGCAACCCUCUGGGGCCUCAUCAAGAACCCUCAAAGACGCUGUGGGAAACCUGGAGAAUAUGAUCGGCUUUUGGCAGUCUCAACUGAGAGUUCACGUGAUCUUGUACAACAAAGCAAAGUUUUUUGACAAGCAGAAACUGAUUGAGAUCUGCAACCAUGUGAACUCCUGGUAUAGUAACGUUCUGUAUGUGUUGGAGAAUUCCUGCAUUAAAGUAAUCGGCCCUUUAGCAAGCAUCCUCCUGUUCAGUAAGGAGCUGAAGGACAGAAUGGAUAAAUACACUCCUGUGAAGCCUAUUAUAGGCAAAAGCAGGAGAUAAAAUCACAUAGGAAACCACAAGGGGGAGCUGUUGGGCCUGACAAAACCUUUUCUUGCACUGAAAUUAACACGUACAUUUCUGCUUUUACAACAAAUGUGCCCAAACAAAAAAAAGACUUUUGUUUUAUUUAAUUUUAGUUUUAUGUAAUCUGUUUUGCAUAAAUCAUUGCUCUAUUACAGAAGACAAACUUCUCAUUAAAACCUAAAAGGUGACAGGUGACAACCUGCCUGAUGUAAUCACAUCAUUACAACUUCUUUCAAUAAACUCAUGUAGUAUUUUGAUUGGCCUGUCGCCAUCAAUAAAACACUGACAUCUGCGGUUGUAAUGUGAUUAAUUAAGAAAUACAUCGGGGUAUGUAAUCAUCACUGGACAGCAGGGGGCACUGUAACACACCACCACCCACAUGGUGAACGACCCCCUUCUCUGUGGGUGCCACGGCUCAACCCAACCAAGCAUUUUUUUUGGAAGCUGAGUUUUGGCAAGCAGGGUGCCGAUUGGAAGACAAAUGAUGUCAGAUGGAUGUCCUAUCAUGCCCCCAUCUCUGCUUACACACACAGAGCACCGCAGCCCAUCUGAUGAGAGGGGACGCUCAGCAAAGCGAUGUCGUGUUGAGGCUGCUUUCAUUAUUUCAGGGUGCUAUUAUUCAGAUGGGUCCGCUCGGCAGCGGGGAUAAUUGAUUCAUUAUGUUAAAAUAAGCCACGCCGCCGUAAUGAACACACACAAACACGAUCCCCCCAGACAGACUCACUCUGACCGGUUACCAUAGGAACUCGAGAGGGGAGGCUGCAGAUCUGCGUCGUUAAGGGAUGCUCUUGAACACAAUGGAGGCAUCCAUGAGGGCGGCAGAGUUACAUCUCCAGGAGAAGAACCCUUCAUCAAAGAGUUGAGCUGUCUCUCAGCUCCCAAACGUCUCUGGCGUCCCUUUGGAAGCACGGCUUGAACUAUUUUUUUAUUAUCUGGUGGAGUAAUAAAGAGGGUCAACAAGGAGGAAGCAUUCGCCUCAAAUGUCCUGACACUUGCUUUUUUCCCCCUCUCUCCUCAUUAUGCACAGUGUAAUUAUCCUGCACCAUUCUUGAAUGUAUUUAGGAUGCAUGACUUUCAUGAUGGAGGUCAAAAACAUCAUCAGGCCCCCAAAAAAGGGAGGCACGAGUGAUUCUCAAGGAUGCUUUCACCAAGGCUGUGUUCUCCUGGGGAUCAAACCUAUAAUUGGACUGGAGACACAUUCCUGAACCCUUGCACCUCUGGGUCUAUCGCUGUCUGACUUUUCCCAUUAGGAAGUUGGUCAGCCAAAGGAAAUACAUGCAAAGUGGGUAUAAAUUAGAUUUUUAGAUUUGUGUGGGGGGUACUAGAGGGCUUAUCAGAUCAUUUUAGAGCAUCAAACACAUUUUAAAAUCAGACAAAGACAACCAGAGUAAAUACAAUAAGCAGUUUUUACAUUAUAAUUUUACUUAUUAAUGGAAAACAACCAUAUUUAUCAACUUGGUGAAGAAAUUUAAAUCAUUGAGUCUUACAUUGCUGCUGAAUUUGUAGCCUAAUAGUCAUUCAUUGUUCUUUGAGUAGGCCACUCCAAACCUUUAGUUGGUGGUGCAUUACCAAUCUCGGAGACAUUCUCCAUCAGGAUUGUUUAUUAGAGAGCAGAAAUCCUGUAAACAUCCAGAUUGUGAAGCAGCAAAGCUGACCUAAACCGUCACACAACCAACAGUUAGUAUGAUUAUCACUUAUUUUGUAAGUCUAUUGGUUUUACACCCACUAAGAAGUUCAGGUUUUGUCUAAUCCUUCCACAGAUUAUAUCCCAAAGGACUUGUGGACCAUCAAGAUGCUUUUACUAACUGUAAUGUGGUUUGUUGUGUUUAUUUUGGUUUUUGUGUGGUUCUUUGAGUUUCUUUUGCCAACUUCCUGCUGGCAUGAAUGAUUCUAUGGUUCUGGGACUAAUCAGGUCAGGACAAUGCUUGAAAUAAAAUUCAUCUUUUGUGUUUCAAUUAAUUAAUGAUUUAAGAAGGAGGUGGUUGGUUUGGGUAACUUUCACAACCUUUAUAUUAUAAAAGCAGAAUAUAAAGAGGAAAAGAAAAUACAGUCAAACUACAGCAGUGACAAACAGCCUCAAGGACACAAUGGUGUCUUAGCCAUUCAUGACCCGAUUGGUACCUUUACCAUCUGACUAGUGUUGUGUUCAGGCACAUACAUCUUAGAGGUCAGAGGUGAGACAGGGUAGCAGUAACCCUCUGCAUCCUUCCUUCCCCACAGUGACGAAUGAGACUGCCGGUGAUGGAUAACCUUCUGCCAGCAGUGUGUGCAUGCACAUUGCAGCCACAAAUUAAGUCUUAAUGACUCUCUUUACAGAUCAUCACCCUGUCGGGGGCAGGAAAGUAGAGAAAGAUAUGAGUUGUAACCUCCCACAUUCAGCUCUGCUCUGCGUAAAUGUUUCCUUGGGUAUUAGGGAGUUUUGAUGGAAGACCACACCUGGUGAAAUUGAGGGCAACAGAGCAAGAAAAUGGUUUUUGUGUGAUAGAAAGGGUGAAUGGUAUUUAAUUUGUCACGAUAUAUGACCCAAGAAGCACACAAUGUUAUUGAAGCCUUUUAAACAAACCUCUACUGAUAGUUCUUGAGUUUUCAU